Molecule: messenger RNA, 3647 nt
Organism: Gambusia affinis (western mosquitofish)
Lineage: Eukaryota; Metazoa; Chordata; Actinopteri; Cyprinodontiformes; Poeciliidae
Gene: tnfsf10
Product: TNF superfamily member 10
Exons: 6
Coding region: 324-1166 (280 amino acids)
Biological process (GO): immune response
Cellular component (GO): membrane
Molecular function (GO): tumor necrosis factor receptor binding
Source: RefSeq, a predicted model, not a curated record
AGGUGCCUUUCUUCUGGGUUUUAUUGUGUCAGAGUUGUUUUUGUAGAUGUGUAGAUAUGAACCUCACAAUAAACUAUAGAAAGUCAUCUGUGUUUUCUCAGCGCAGAAAUGAAACAAUAAUCUCUCCUGCAAGAGAAACUCAAACAGGGAGCAGCUUUUUACUCUCCGGACCCGCCUCCGCCUCCUCCUUCCUGUGUGCAGGAAUGGGGAGGGCAAGAAGUUAAAAAGAGUCCACCUCUGAGCCAUUGUUCUAGUUCUGGAGUUCUGGAGACGGGUCGGGACGCGGGUGCUGCGCUGCUGGUACCGGACGGCGGUCUGUCGUUAUGACGGGCUCCGGUCCGAAGCUGGGCGUCCUGCUGCUUGUGGCGGUUCUGCUGCAGACGGUGGUCGUCACCAUCACGGUGCUGCACUUCACCUCGGCUCUGAACUCGAUGAAAGAGACGUUCGCCAGGAGCAGCGUUUCCUGUCUGACUGGCUCCGACCUGCAGAGCAUCACUGCUGUACGAGGAGAUCCAUGCUGGCAGGUGACCCAGCAGCUUCACCUGCUCAUCGAAAAGUCUCUGUCUCAGCGCUACCAGAGGCGGAUUUCAUCAGCAGUGAGAGAUGAAGUGUCCCGUGUUUUGCCCUCACUAGUGAUGGAGGACAGGGCUUCACCGCGCCCCAAAGUUGCCGCCCACGUCACGGGAAGUUUUGUGCCCAAACUGGAGCGAGACGGAGGAGAUGCAAUUUCUGCAGGACGACGCGUUCAGGGCCAGAAGAUUUCGUGGUGGGAGGGUCAGAAGGGCCUGGCGUUCCUGCAGGACGUCCAGCUGCUGGAUGGGGAGCUGGUGGUGUCGCAACCUGGCCUCUACUAUGUCUACGCCCAGACGUACUUCAGGCACACCCACUCCCUGGAGGAGAACGGCGAGGAGGCGGAGGACCGGGGGAAACCCCUGCUGCAGUACGUCUACAAAAAGGUGAACUCCUACCCGGUUCCCAUCCUGCUGAUGAAGACCAGCCGGACCUCCUGCUGGUCCCGCGGUUCCGACUUCUCUCUGCACUCCGCCCACCAGGGGGGGCUGUUCCCGCUCACCACCGGCGACCGCCUGUUCGUGACGGUGACCAACGCCUCUGCUGUGGACAUGGACGAGAAGAGCAGCUUCUUCGGAGCGUUUCUCAUCAGUUAGAGGGCCGAUCGACGCCGAUUGAUGCCGAUCGAGGUUUUGUUAAAAUCGAUCAAACUGCUGCAAGCAUCAGACUCUCCUGAGGAAAUUCCUCUUUUGUCUUACGGGAUCAAAAGCUGAACAUAACUUUGAUAACACUGGUUGGCAGAAGAGAGGAAAACGAUAGUUUGGAGCGUGGGUAAACUGAGAGCGGACUCAACAGUCUCUGCUCAGCAAAGACAAAAUCUGAAGAACAUUUCAGGUCUGAUGAGGUCCAGAACCGAUUUCCACAGAAAAUGAAGGACUUCUGCUCCAAAUACCUUUUAAAAAAAACUGCUAUUUCACAAUUUUAUUGCAGUAAAUAUUUAUAGUUUUACCCCCUAAAUAUUUUAGACAUCUGAGCCUGGGUUUAUUUUAAAAUUAUAUCAAAAAGAUUUGUUUGUGCCGUCUGGCAGAUGAAAAGAAUCACGUAGGGAUGUUUAAUUUGAAAAUAACACUUACAACUGACAUAAAUUCGAAUUUCUGAUAUGAAAAUAAUGUAAUUAGUUAUAAUUGGAUAUAACUCCAACCACCAGAUGGCGGUAAAGUGCUUCCAUAAAAUUGCAAACAAAUAGGGAGCAAAUUCACAUUUUACCACCAGGUGGUGCUGUUUGGUCCUGAUUUCUGGGGACUGAAGGAAACAAUGUGCUACUGUCGUUUAAAGAUGACUUAAAAACAUUACAUAUGACUUAAAAACAUUAUUACCACACACAAAAGGAGAAGAAUCAUAUUUAAAAUGUUAUCACUUGUAUAAGUUCAUCCUUUACAGAAUGAAGCUCUAAAUUAAACAGACAAAAUAAAAAUAAAUUUAAACUGAAACAUGAACUUCUUAACUUUUAGUUGUCUAAUCUAUCUGACAUUGUUUCCAAAAUAUUUACAUGACCCUCAAAGCUUAGUAAGACUUACACUCAAAAAUAUGGCAAAUAAAAAGCAGAGCGCAUGUGGACAAAAUAUAAGAAUUUAAAGAAAGUUUGGAUUGUCUACACCAAAAUAUCUUAGUCAUUUUAUAAUCUUUACUCCCAGAUUUGUUUUGUUUUUUCUCAUUUUUGUUUCAUUUAAACCAACUUCUUUGUACCAUUUGAGGACGACAACAAUGUGCACUGUAAAAACACAAAGUUUUAACUGUAUUUUUGUUUAGUUUCUAGUGUAAAUAUAUUAAUACACUUGAAAUAAGAUAAAUAAAACUUACAAGUAACUGUUCAGCAGAAUAUCGGAGCUUGUUUUAAGUCAAUAAUUCCUUGGUAUUUGUAUAAAAUUCACUAGUUUCACUGGCAGAUUAUUUCACUUGUAACAUGGGAAAAAUGCUUUGUUAUAAGUGAAAUAAUCUGCCAGUGGAAAUAGUAUUUUUUAAUCAAUAUUAAUAAAUUAUUAAUUUAACACCAGCUUCUGCAUCUUGCUGAAAAGUUACCUGUAAGUUAGUUUUGUUUUAUUUUAAGUGUAUUAUUUGCAUUAGAAGGUAGACUAAGAACACUUGGUAAGAUUUUGUGUCUGCAGUGUGUUGACUUUUAAAAUCUGUCCAUUUAAGUUCAUGUGACGGGGCCUUCUUCACUUUUCACUGCUGCUAUCUCAUUUUUCUGCCACCUACUGGACAACACGACCAACUGCAGUUUACGCUACAGAUUGAUGCUUUGCAAAAACUUGUGAAUUUCGAUGUCCACUCAAAAACGUUUUGCUGAUUUCCUGGAUUUGUUUUUCUUAAAGGAUGUACAUACUUAUCUUUACUUAAUGAAUUUUAUUUUUAUGAACCUUUUCCCAUUUUUUCCAAAAUGAAGGCAGAAGGAUGACCCUAAAGGGAAAAUUAAAAGCCACUGCAACAAAAAGACUCGCUGAAAUCUUUCUACUGCCUGUAUUUCUGAUUGUUGCAUCAGGUUUCCUCGUAUGCGGCUGCUUUAAAAGCUCUCCUACGGUCGGUAUUUGUGCUAUGCUGCACGACCUGCAGGGCUGGAAUAACGAUCAUGGCAUCAUGAACUGCUGCAGUGAUCAACACCAGAUGCUCACUGCAGGAAACAAACAUGAUUAUCAGAUGUUUUACCUCUUUUUCUGUGUUUACAUUUGAGGAAAACAAACUGCGGGAACCUGCAAACAACUCUAAUAAACUAAACACCACAGAGAAAGAAAGAAACACUAUUUUUCCAGUCGUUACGGAGCGUAAACCUUCACUUUCCCGUUCGUAAAUUACAGCUGGGUGUGUUUUGGGGAUUUAGAAAAGGAAGCAGGCCUGUUAGUUUUCACUUUGAUGUGAAUAUUAAAACCAGCUAAACACACCGAGGCUGUCAGGGUCGCACAAAAAUAUCGUUUUCAUUAUUCUGCUGGAGCUGGAACAGGCAGCCGGACGCUAAUGAAGCUCCUAAAGUAUUUGUGAAACAUGAGACUGUGUGUCUGACAGAAAACACAUGAAUGUGAAUGUAAAUAAAUGUGUUUUUCAGAGUGUAAAUAUGUGAAAUAAAUACACAAUUUAAAAAGGAA